Lepus europaeus (European hare) is the source of this 3291-nucleotide messenger RNA. RefSeq names its product 3-hydroxy-3-methylglutaryl-CoA reductase (gene HMGCR). The transcript is spliced from 20 exons. Gene Ontology annotation, biological process: isoprenoid biosynthetic process; sterol biosynthetic process; coenzyme A metabolic process. The coding region runs from base 127 to 2793 and encodes 888 amino acids. Gene Ontology annotation, molecular function: protein binding; NADP binding; hydroxymethylglutaryl-CoA reductase (NADPH) activity. Gene Ontology annotation, cellular component: endoplasmic reticulum membrane; peroxisomal membrane. Lineage: Eukaryota; Metazoa; Chordata; Mammalia; Lagomorpha; Leporidae. The record is from RefSeq and is a predicted model, not a curated record.
CAGCGAGCGUGCGUCAGCCGAGGCCUCUUCCGCUCCGCGUCUCCGCUGACUGAGACGAGCGGAGCUGGCGCCCGGCUCCGGCGGCCUCCGGUGAGAUCGUGAGGAUCCAAGGAUUUUGUAGCUACGAUGCUUUCACGACUUUUCCGUAUGCAUGGCCUCUUUGUGGCCUCCCAUCCCUGGGAAGUCAUCGUGGGGACAGUGACACUGACCAUCUGUAUGAUGUCCAUGAACAUGUUCACUGGUAACGAUAAGAUCUGUGGUUGGAAUUAUGAGUGUCCAAAGUUUGAAGAGGAUGUUUUGAGCAGUGAUAUUAUAAUUCUGACCAUAACACGAUGCAUAGCAAUCCUGUAUAUUUACUUCCAGUUCCAGAAUUUACGUCAGCUUGGAUCAAAAUAUAUUUUGGGUAUUGCUGGCCUCUUCACAAUUUUCUCAAGUUUUGUAUUCAGCACAGUUGUCAUUCACUUCUUAGAUAAAGAACUGACAGGUUUGAAUGAAGCUUUGCCGUUUUUCCUGCUUCUGAUUGAUCUUUCCAGAGCAAGUGCAUUAGCAAAGUUUGCCCUUAGUUCCAACUCCCAGGAUGAAGUCAGAGAAAAUAUUGCUCGUGGAAUGGCAAUUUUAGGGCCCACAUUCACCCUGGAUGCUCUUGUUGAAUGUCUUGUGAUUGGAGUUGGUACCAUGUCAGGAGUGCGCCAGCUUGAAAUCAUGUGCUGCUUUGGCUGCAUGUCAGUUCUGGCCAACUACUUCGUGUUCAUGACUUUCUUCCCUGCUUGUGUGUCCUUGGUGUUAGAGCUUUCCCGGGAAAGCCGAGAGGGUCGUCCAAUUUGGCAGCUCAGCCAUUUUGCCCGAGUGUUAGAAGAAGAAGAAAAUAAACCAAAUCCUGUAACUCAGAGGGUGAAGAUGAUUAUGUCUUUAGGCUUGGUUCUCGUUCACGCUCACAGUCGCUGGAUAGCUGACCCCGCUCCUCAGAACAGUACAGCCGACAGUUCUAAGGUUUCGUUAGGACUGGAUGAAAAUGUGUCCAAGAGAAUUGAACCAAGUGUUUCCCUCUGGCAGUUUUAUCUCUCUAAGAUGAUCAGCAUGGAUAUUGAACAAGUUAUUACUCUAAGUUUAGCUCUUCUUCUGGCUGUCAAGUAUAUCUUCUUUGAACAAGCAGAAACAGAAUCUACACUCUCAUUAAAAAACCCUAUCACGUCUCCUGCAGUGACCCAAAAGAAAGUCCCAGACAGUUGUUGUAGACGUGAACCUGUGAUGGUCAGAAAUAACCAGAAAUUGCAUUCAGUGGAGGAAGAGGCAGGAAUAAACCAAGAAAGAAAAGUUGAGGUUAUAAAGCCCUUGGUAGCUGAAACUGACUCCCCACACAGAGCUGCAUUUGUGGUUGGUGGCUCCUCCUUACCUGAUGCUUCGCUGGUACUGGAGACGAAGGAACCUGAGAUUGAACUUCCCAAAGAGCCUCGGCCUAAUGAAGAAUGUCUGCAGAUACUUGGGAAUGCCGAGAAAGGUGCAAAAUUCCUUAGUGAUGCUGAGAUCAUCCAGUUAGUUAAUGCAAAGCAUAUCCCAGCCUACAAAUUGGAGACGCUGAUGGAAACCCACGAACGAGGUGUAUCUAUUCGUCGACAGUUACUUUCCAAAAAGCUGCCAGAGCCUUCUUCUCUCCAGUACCUACCCUAUAGGGAUUAUAAUUACUCCCUGGUGCUGGGUGCCUGCUGUGAGAACGUGAUUGGGUACAUGCCCAUCCCUGUGGGUGUGGUGGGACCUCUCUGCUUGGAUGGAAAGGAAUUCCAGGUUCCCAUGGCAACAACAGAAGGCUGUCUUGUGGCCAGCACUAACAGAGGCUGCCGGGCAAUAUGUCUUGGUGGAGGUGCCAGCAGCCGAGUCCUUGCAGAUGGAAUGACUCGUGGCCCAGUGGUGCGUCUUCCCCGUGCUUGUGACUCUGCAGAAGUGAAGGCCUGGCUCGAAACCCCAGAAGGGUUCGCAGUGAUAAAGGAGGCAUUCGAUAGCACUAGCAGAUUUGCCCGUCUGCAGAAACUUCAUAUAAGUAUGGCUGGACGCAAUCUUUAUAUCCGUUUCCAGUCCAGGACAGGGGAUGCCAUGGGGAUGAACAUGAUUUCAAAGGGUACAGAAAAAGCGCUCUCCAAACUCCAUGAGUAUUUCCCUGAAAUGCAGAUUCUGGCAGUCAGUGGCAACUACUGCACUGACAAGAAGCCUGCUGCUGUCAACUGGAUAGAGGGGAGAGGAAAGACUGUUGUCUGCGAAGCUGUCAUUCCAGCCAAGGUUGUCAGAGAGGUGUUGAAGACCACCACAGAGGCAAUGAUUGAUGUCAACAUUAACAAGAAUCUGGUGGGCUCUGCCAUGGCUGGGAGCAUAGGCGGCUACAACGCCCAUGCAGCCAACGUUGUCACUGCUAUCUACAUUGCCUGUGGACAGGAUGCAGCACAGAAUGUUGGUAGUUCAAACUGUAUUACUUUAAUGGAAGCAAGUGGCCCAACAAACGAGGACUUGUAUAUCAGCUGUACCAUGCCGUCCAUAGAAAUAGGAACUGUGGGUGGCGGGACCAACCUCCUGCCUCAGCAGGCCUGUUUGCAGAUGCUGGGUGUCCAGGGAGCCUGCAAGGACAGCCCAGGGGAGAAUGCCCGGCAGCUCGCCCGGAUAGUGUGUGGGACAGUGAUGGCGGGGGAGCUGUCCCUGAUGGCAGCACUGGCAGCUGGACAUCUCGUCAGAAGCCACAUGAUUCACAACAGGUCAAAGAUAAAUUUACAAGAUCUCCAAGGAGCUUGCACCAAGAAGGCAGCGUGACUAGCCUGGCAGCCAGGGACUGGAACUCCGUGGGCAUUGGGUUCUAAAGGACUAACAUAAAGUCUGUGAAUUAAAAAUCUCAAUGCAGUGUCUCGUUGAAGAUGAGUGGACACGACCGGGCGAUGGCUGCUUGGUGUUGGGCUCUCAGAGGUCGGGUCCUUUCCUUGCAGACUGCUCAGAUCUGAACCGUUUUAGUGCUUUUCCUGCUGUGCUCUGGGAAGAUUUCACCGCGGAUCCUGUGCUCCAGAGCGUCACAGUCAGAUGCAGUCCAUUGUGAAGCCAAUACAAGCUGGAGAAAAAGUCCUUUCUUUUGAUGAAGUGCGUAGUGAUCAGGAUGAAAUUGCUCUCCCCUUGCAGCCCCCAUGGGCUGAAAAUGGAUUUUUAAAUUAUAUUGUAGAUGACAAAACUCCUGAUUUUAUAGUUAAUUUAUUACUCAGUCUGAGUGGUAGAACUUUAAGAGCUAUGUUUAUUUUUCUGUAAAGCUAAUACUUCAUUUGG